Molecule: messenger RNA, 390 nt
Organism: Adineta steineri
Lineage: Eukaryota; Metazoa; Rotifera; Eurotatoria; Adinetida; Adinetidae
Source: the annotation of a GenBank genome assembly
AUGAGUAGAAUUAAGAUAGACUGCUAUGGUGUUUUCAUUAUUCUGAGUCCAAUAGUUCAAAUCAAAUCUCAAAUAUGUGAAAAAACACCUCAAUAUGGUGAAUGUUCCACGAAUAGUGCUUGUGGAUGCUUUCAUAAGGUAGGUGCUAAUGAUGAUACAAGUAUUUGUGGUUUUCUAUGGCCAACAUGUUCUCGUCUUUUACGAUGCAAUUCUACGAACAAUUCAUGUAUUCAAUCGAAUACGAUCUGUGUUCAACAUCCUCAAUGUGAUGAUCGUCCUGUUUCUUAUCCAAUGAAAAAUAAAAUUAUUCAUAGAUGGAAACAAAAGGGAAUAGCUGUUACUGGUGAAAACGGACAAGGAAAUCGAAAUAAUCAGUUGUCAAAUCCAUAG